UUCCAAUUCAGCGCCACCUGGCGGAUCAUAAUCCAAGAUGGCGGCGUAUGGUGUGUCCGUGUCACAGCACAUGUUUUUAGUGUUUUAUCAGCGCUACGCGUCAAAUUAGACUUUUUCCAGAAAAUCUUCGUGCUUAAAUGCGUAUAUAGGUACCAACAACAAGUAACCAUGUCUCGAAAAAGAAAUCAUGAGGAGAUGAACCAGUCUGCAUCUACUGACCGUACACUGCACUGUGUUUGCAAGACCCCAGAAGAUCCAGAAAAAAUAAUGGUUAGAUGUGAUCUCUGUGAUGAUUGGUUCCAUCCAUCUUGUGUUAAUCUUGAUGAAGAAGAAGCUAAGAACAUUGCAAAAUGGUUUUGUCCUGGCUGCUGUGAACUAAUGAAAAUAAACCCUUUAAUUUCAAAAAAAGGACUCCUUAGUUUUCAAGGACGCGUGGCACCAACGACAGGAUGGGGUGAAGAUUUCCCUAUUGAGGACAUCGAUGAAAGUGUUCUUGACUUUGUGAAAACAAAACGCCACAGGGUUGAAGGCUGGACACUAUUCCGAGAGGGAAAAAUAACAGGUUUGAGCAGUACCACAACUGGAAACUUGAUAUAUUUCAGAGGUCAAUGCCAAGCUGCAAUGAAGCAGAAAACUUAUAACAUAUACAUGUGCCUGAAACAUGGAGGAACAAAAUUAAAGUGGGGGACAUGCUCAUGUCCAGCAGGAAUAGAUGGGCAAUGUAAGCACCUUGUAGCCACAUUGUUCUGUCUUAUUGACUUUCACCGCCAGGAUGUAAAAACAAUGCCCGAUGUGAAAACAUGCACAGACAAGUUGCAAUUGUGGCAUGUUAGAAAACCAACGUCUGAUGAGCCUCUUCUGUUCAGAGACAUCAACUUUGUCAAACAUGAUCCGUUUAAGACCGUGAAGAAGGAUUUGUGUGCAGCUGCAGCUACUCAUAACCCUGUGCCCGAGUUUGCCAGAUCUGUUACAGGUAAUGAUCUAACCAAACUUGUUAACCUGUUGAUGCAUCAGGUUUAAACCUUCCAGUGUUGGACACCAUUCGAGAAAACAAUUUCAAACCUGUGGCAUGUAGGCAACGCUGUGAUGUAAACCUAGACGCAGAUUUGUUUGAGAUGGUUGACAAUACUAGCUUCAGUGAAAUAGAAUUGCCACAGGCACUCAAAUCAGACAUCCAGCAACAUUACCUAGUUAAUGUGAGUGUAGACACCCAAAGAGCCAAGUUCAUAGAGAAAAAUACAAGGCUACAGAGCAAGACUUCAUUCUGGUUUAAUGAGAGACAAUACCGUAUUACUGCAUCUAACUUUGGUGUUUUUUGUCGCCUGAAAAAUACAACAGACCCUGUGAAUACGUUUCAACAAAAGAAGAAGUUUUUCACGUCAAAAAGUGUCCGUCACGGUAUCAAUUAUGAAGCUCAAGCCUUGGCUUUGUAUCAAAAGGAAAAACCAUGUGCUAGUUCACCAGUUGGUCUUGUUGUAAACCCCAAACUACCCCAUCUUGGAGUGACACCUGAUAGACUAGUAAAAGUCAACAAUGAGAUUAGACUGGUGGAAAUCAAAUGUCCAUACUCUGUAUUCAAGAAGAAGACAAGUAUAUUAUCACAAAUGAAGGAGAAAAACUUUUAUUUGGAAAAAAACCCGACAACUGGUGAAAUCCAACUCAAAAAAUCCCACGACUACUUUUAUCAAGUGCAAGGACAACUGAAUUUGUGUGGAAUAGAGAAGUGUGACUUUGUAGUAUUCGUUCCUCCGGAAGACAUUGCCAUAGUAGAGAUACAUCGUGAUUCAGAGUUUUUCUGUUCUAAUAUGUUGCCUAAACUCAACAGUAUCUAUUUCAGCCAUUUGCUCCCACAUUUUGUUGAUUGUCUCCGCACAAAAGAUCAGUGAAGGUCUCGACUUGUAUUGUUUAGUACAAGAGGCACAUGCAAUACCA
This is a messenger RNA of Pecten maximus, 1932 nucleotides long. RefSeq lists its product as uncharacterized. Gene Ontology annotation, biological process: positive regulation of DNA-templated transcription. Lineage: Eukaryota; Metazoa; Mollusca; Bivalvia; Pectinida; Pectinidae. Gene Ontology annotation, cellular component: Set1C/COMPASS complex. The record is from RefSeq and is a predicted model, not a curated record. Gene Ontology annotation, molecular function: zinc ion binding. The transcript has 2 exons. The coding region runs from base 169 to 1020 and encodes 283 amino acids.